CCUGCCACCUAUAAUUGGACUUUGGCCUAAAGGCCCAACUCCCAAAAUAAGCUAUGUGGGUAGACCUUGAAGCCAGAAUGCGACAGCAUUCUGCAAUACGACAAUCGACAACGUCACCAAAGUCGGCGCCUCUUCCAAAUCCUCCUAUCAUAGACAACUAGACAAGAAAGAUGAAUAGAUGUCGCAAAGAUCCCCAUAACGAGAUCUGACCAACACCUCCAAAUGCAGCCCCCAAGCCUAAUGCUAUCGAUCACAGCUUGGCACCCAUUAACAAACAUCUGAUCCAAUUAAGCCUGGAUCGAUCACCCGGCCUCUACCACUGCUGAUGCAGCCCAAGAGAACAACCAAAACUGAGAGACCCCGCCGAGCAAGCCCGCAGUCAUGUUUGAUAUAUAGAAUAGAGAGAGGUGAAACUACAUCCUUCCCCCUGUCACAGAUGUUUUGCCUCAUAUCCGUUUUUCCCGUCUAGCGAUUACCACCGUACAAAGUUCUGGUUUGAUUUCGUUUUUUUGUUUUUCCCCUUAUUUAAGACAUACUCCUUGCUCUAGUCGUCUAGGGUUUUAUUAAUUGACACCCUUAUGUGUUGAUAUACGAUCCGGUCUAGCUAGGUUGCAGGCUAUAAAGCAGUGGCUUCUCUUCUAUUUUCUCUCGUCUCUGUUUAUAGUUUCACACCAAAGGGAGAAGAAUGGACAUGGAAGCACAGAGGUUUUUAUGGGAAGGAGCAAUUCCUUUACAGAUUCAUCUCCACGAAUCCGAAGUCACCACUCUUCCCUCUCCCCCACCAGCCCUGAUCUUAGCUCCUCGGCUAGGAUGCCUACCAUUGUUGGCCUCGCAUUUAAAGCCUUACUUCAGCAGUGCACUUCCUCCAGGUGUUGACACUAUUUGGUUCGAGUACAGAGGCAUGCCCUUGAAAUGGUAUAUACCAACAGGAGUUCUUUUUGAUCUUCUAUGUGCAGAGCCGGAGAGACCUUGGAAUUUAACGGUGCAUUUUAGAGGAUAUCCAGGAAACAUAUUGAUCCCUUAUGAAGGUGAAGAUAGCAUCAAGUGGAGCUUUAUCAACUCAUUUAAAGAGGCAGCAUAUAUAAUCAAUGGAAACUGCAAGAAUGUGAUGAACAUGUGUCAACCUGAUCAGGUGGAGCUCUGGCGCUCUGUCUUAAAUGGUAAUUUGGAAGCCUACCUACGGGUAUCUUCUAAACUUAAGCUUGGAGCAUUUGGGGAAAUGAACUCAAGCUCUCCAAGAUCCCGAUCGAGUAUGGGUGAAAUUGAUGUUUCUGGGCAGGUGAAGCAAGGCCGAGUUCCUGUUCGGUUAUAUGUUUGGUAUGUCAUUGAGGACUUUGAUGACUUGGAAGAUGCACCACCGAUUGAUAGUUGGGACAAAGUUUUUUACAUAAACCAGCCUGUCGAGAUACAAGGAGAAGGUAGAUGCUUUACUUUACAUGAUGCAGUGAAAAGCCUUCUGCCAGACUAUUUUGUGGAGAAAUCCUUGGGCACUGCUGAAUCAUUGACAGUAGGUGGUGAUGACAAGCAAAGAGUUUCAUCCGAAGAUGCAAGCGAUGAUAAAAAAGCCGAAGAGGAAGUAGAAACUUCAUGCGACGACUGUGUAAACUGUAAAGGCUAGUUACGAAUAUGAAGAGCCUGAAAUCAAGCUGGUUCGUAUACAAGGUAUUGAACCGAAACUGGAUCUACCAUUUUCUUGGGUGGCAAACAACUUAAUGCACCC
Rosa chinensis is the source of this 1720-nucleotide messenger RNA. RefSeq names its product autophagy protein 5-like. Gene Ontology annotation, cellular component: Atg12-Atg5-Atg16 complex; cytoplasm; phagophore assembly site membrane. The transcript has a single exon. Bases 686 to 1618 code for a protein of 310 amino acids. Gene Ontology annotation, biological process: C-terminal protein lipidation; autophagy of mitochondrion; cellular response to nitrogen starvation. Lineage: Eukaryota; Viridiplantae; Streptophyta; Magnoliopsida; Rosales; Rosaceae. The record is from RefSeq and is a predicted model, not a curated record.